Nerophis lumbriciformis (worm pipefish) is the source of this 2241-nucleotide messenger RNA. NCBI's taxonomy places the organism in Eukaryota, Metazoa, Chordata, Actinopteri, Syngnathiformes, Syngnathidae. The record is from RefSeq and is a predicted model, not a curated record.
AUGGAGCUGGAACACUUUGACGAGCGGGACAAGGCGCAGAGGUAUGUCCGGCGGGGCUCUAGGGGGAACGGGCUCCCCAGCCCCACCCGCAGCGCCCACUGCAGCCUCUACCGAACGCGGACGCUGCAGACUCUGAGUUCGGAGAAGAAGGCCAAGAAGGUUCGCUUCUACCGCAACGGGGACCGUUACUUCCAAGGGAUCGUCUACGCCAUCUCGCAGGAGCGCUUCCGAUCACUGGACGCGCUCCUGGCGGACCUCACGCGAGCGCUCUCCGACAACGUCAACCUGCCGCAAGGGGUUCGGACCAUCUAUUCCAUCGACGGGGUGACCAGGGUCACCAGCAUGGAGCAGCUGGUGGAAGGAGAAAGCUACGUGUGCGCCUCCUUUGAGCCUUACAAGAAAGUGGACUACACUAAGAACGUCAACCCCAACUGGUCCGCGGGCGCCAAGACGGUCGCGGUGUCCCCCCGCGACCCGCCCUCCCUCGGCAGCGCCAGGGCCGGCUCGCCGGAGACCCGCGAGAACAAGGACUUCAUCAAGCCCAAGCUGGUCACCAUCGUCCGGAGCGGCGUCAAGCCCCGCAAGGCCGUGCGCGUCCUGCUCAACAAGAAGACGGCGCACUCCUUCGAGCAGGUCAUGACGGACAUCACCGACGCCGUCAAGCUGGACAGCGGGACCGUCAAAAGGCUGUUCACCGUGGAUGGGAAGGCGGUCACGUGCCUUCAAGACUUCUUCGGAGAAGAUGACAUUUUCUUCGCUUGUGGACCUGAGAAGUACCGAUACCAAGAUGACUUCAGUUUGGAUGAAAGUGAUUGCAGGGUGGCCAAGUCUUCGUCCUACGGUCGGCUUCCCACGGUGCACGGUCGCUGUUCUCCAAGAAGCGGCGGAAUGUCUCGCAGGAGCAAGUCGCCCUCCUCAGCGGGCUCGGCCAACGGGACCGCCGGCAGUCAGCUGUCCACUCCUCGAUCAGGGAAGUCCCCCUGCCCUUCCCCCACCAGUCCUGCCAGCCUCAGGAGACAUCAGGGCUCUCAGCACAGCGGGUCUUCGCUGUCGUUGUCUUCCAUCAAAGUUUGCAGCUCCAUGGACGAAGGAGACGGACCCAGCAGCGAAGCGGAGCCCAUGGACGACUACCCCGUCCCCGCUUCCAUAGCGGAGCGGUACAAAGUGGGCCGCACGCUAGGCAGCGGCAACUUCGCCGUGGUUCGAGAGUGCGUGGAAAGAUCCACGGGCAGAGAAUUCGCCCUCAAGAUCAUCAGCAAGGAGAAAUGUAGAGGAAAGGAGCACAUGAUCCAGAGCGAGGUGUCCAUCCUGCGACGGGUCAAACACCCCAACAUUGUGCUGCUCAUCGAGGAGAUGGACACCGGAAACGAGAUUCAUCUCGUCAUGGAGUUGGUCAAGGGAGGCGACCUAUUUGACGCCAUCACCUCGUCCACCAAGUACACGGAGCGUGACGCUAGCUGCAUGCUUUUCAACCUCGCCAGCGCCGUCAAGUACCUGCACGGCCUCAACAUCGUCCACCGAGACAUCAAGCCGGAAAACCUGCUGGUCUAUCAGCAUCCCGACGGUAGCAAGUCUCUGAAACUGGGCGACUUUGGCUUGGCGACCGUGGUCAACGGCUUUCUGUACACCGUGUGCGGCACGCCCACGUACGUGGCGCCGGAGAUCGUCGCCGAGAAGGGGUACGGCCUGAAAGUGGACGUUUGGGCCGCCGGGGUCAUCACGUACAUCCUGCUUUGCGGUUUCCCACCCUUUAAUUGCAGCUCCGAUGACCAGGAAGUUCAGUUUAAAGAAAUCCUGGAGGCCGAGCUGAGCUUCCCCGCGCCCCACUGGGACAACGUGUCCCACUCCGCCAAGGCUCUCAUAGCCGGCAUGCUACAAGUGGACGUGGAGCAAAGACUGUCGGCCGCGCAGGUUCUGGAGCACCCCUGGGUCAACGAGGACGGUACGCCCGAGAACCAACAGCAGCUGCCGGUGGCAGUCAGGAUCAGGAAGAACUUCAACACUGGACCCAAAGGCAGUAGCACAACGGCAGGCGUCAUGGUCAUCACGAACACACCGCUUGACAAGGAACGGCAAGUUUUACGUCAAAGGCCAGAGCAUCCCGCCGCCCAGCCCAACUUCCCGCGCGGGGCCCGCUCCUCGGCGACCGCCGCCCUUUCCCCCGCCGACUUUACCUCCGAGUCGGAGGACUAUUCGCCGGGUUCGGCCGGCACAGUGCGCUCCCCAGUGUCUCCGUUCUGA